GUUUUUAUGUCAUCAGUCAUCAAAUCAGCUGUGUACCACACACAAGGAACAUGUAACAUAAUAAAUGUGCGUAUUUAAAAUUUCGAUGUGAAAAUGUCCACAGGGAUAAUUGACAAAAAAACGACUAAAUGUUUAUGAUAAAUUUAUUGUGGAGUGACCAUGGCGCGCCGGAGAAGCAGUGGUAUCACGAGCCUGGCUUUUAAUCAGAAUCAAGGCUGCUUCACAUGCUGCCUAACAUCAGGCCUGCGCGUUUACAAUGUCGAUCCACUUGUCGAAAAGGCCCAUUACAGCAAAGAAGAGCUGGGCGAGGUGUCACUAUGCGAGAUGGUGUUCCGCACCAACUGGCUGCUGGUGGUGCGCGCGCGGCGGCCCUGCAGCCUCAUGCUGCUCGAUGACCAACAGCGUGCCUUCCGAGCGGAGGUGCUCUUCAAGUCGCCGAUACGGGCCCUGCGCGCGAGGAAGGAUAAAGUGGCGGUAGUAUUGACAUCCUCCAUCCAAGUGCUAUCACUGCCAUCGUUACAGCGCGUAGCGUUGCUCCGUACUCCCGCGUCCGCCCGGCCGCUGUGCGCGCUCGCGACUGACCCCAACGCGGUGCAGUUGUUAGCUGCGCCAGCGCAUAGGAAGGGAUCGCUGCAGUUGUUGGAUGUAUCACGGGCUGUGAAAGGUGCUCAGUCAAGUUCCCCUGCGGUAGUGGGUUGCCAUCAAACGGACCUCGUGUGCAUCAGUCUAUCGGCUAACGGGGCGAAACUGGCAACCGCGUCUGAACGGGGGACCAUUAUACGGCUGUGGGACACUAGUACUAAGCAAAUGAUACACGAACUGCGGAGGGGGUCAGACUAUGCGGAUGUCUAUUGUAUAAACUUCAACUGGUCGGGCUCACUCGUGUGCUGCGUGUCGGACAAGGGCACGCUGCACGUGUGGGCGGCGCGCGGCAGCUUCGCGCGCGUCUGUGCAGCGCCCGCCGCGCCGCCGCUGCGCGCGCUCUGUGCCUUCGCGGACGAUACCAGCGCGCUAGUGAUAUGUGAAGAUGGAACUUUUCACAAAUUUACCUUUUCGGCGGAAGGCAACUGCCAUCGUAGUGAUUUUGAAUACUUCUUACAGGUGGGAGAUGAUGAUGAAUUUCUUCAUUGAUAUUCGGACUGUGGGUCUAAAUUAGUAGGACCUAAAUAUAUUAUUUUAACCAAUAAAUCAGUGUACAAAUUGGUGGACAAGAAAGUGAAUCAACAGUUUAAUAUUUAUUUUGUUGUGAAAAGUGAAACCUUUAAUAUUAGUACAAAAUUAUAGUGACCACAAAAUAGUUUAUAUUGGUGAUAUUUUUUCAACACAAAAAUAAUUUUUAUAAGGUGCAAUAUGUUAGAAAAAUUAAGAAAGUCAGAAAAUUUGCAUUCCUCCUAACUUAAAAAAAAAGAAGCCCUAAUAUUUCCUCCAUUAUUUUUCCUCAAUAAAUAUAAUAUAUAUUAAUAGAAACGAUAUAGCAAAGUAGUAGAUACACUUCAUAUUAACACAAUGCAAAACAUUUAAACUAUAAGUUUUUAGUUAUUUAAAAUAAUAACAAAUUCAAUUCGACCUAACUUUUGAGAUUUAAUUUCGCUUUUAUAUUUGAACUGCGAACAGAUAAUUUAUUUUUAGAGUUUAAAACAUUUUGUUUUAUCCAAUUCUAUUUUUUUAGACCAAAUUCUUGGUCCAAAUAUUGUCGGCCAUUUGCAUUUUUAAUAAUAAGUUAUGGCCUUUAUAACCAUUGUCUUUGUCUUUAAUAUAAACGAAAUCUAUAUUUUAUGUAUCUUUUAAUUUAUUUCAAUAUUAAAACUUUAACACGUAUAUUAUUAGUCUAUUUGUACCAGAAUUUAUAUUUACAUAAAUUUAUAAAAAAUAUAACGCGCAAUGUAUAUAAUUAUUUUAAUUAUUCGUAAUGCGUCUUAAUCGAAUCAUAGCCUUUUUCUAUCUUCUUAUCAUAAAUAACUUUAGAGUUUUAUAUUAAAAAAAACACUUUUAUUGUUCUGCAUAAACAUUAGCCUUGUGAAGAAAGGGUGAUAAAUGUAAUCGCUCAAUAUAUAAUUUUGCAAAUAUAUAAGUGACGUACCAAAUUGCAAAUGUAAUAAAAAAAGCAACGAAUUAUUUACGCGGCUACGCGUGGGCGGUAUUUGAAUAAUGUGUGAUGUCUUACUUAGCGGUCUAUGUUAAUUUUAAGUUUAUAAUCUAAUAUUACCUUAAAUUAAUAGUUGAAUUGAACUGAGAAUAGAUAUUCACAUUAAUACAGUAUACAACAUAUUGUAAAGUUGUAUACAUAUUUGUAAAUAACUAACCACAUGUUAUUAGGAUUACGAUAUAGAGAUAUGAAUAAUAUAUUAUGUGAUCGCUUGUUAAAAGUUACGUAUUUUAGGAUGUAUUGAACACUACAUUUGCAAUAAACAGUGUUUCAAACAUCAUAUCAUUAUAAGGGUUAAUGUUUGGCUACAUGAGCACACUUAUGUAAAUAUAUUAGGUUUAUUUUUUUAUAAAAUUGUGACAAUGACAAACUCCACUGUUUUGUAUAGAAAUGCUAGGGUGUGGAGGUGUGUUCUCAAUAGGGUAUUUGCAAUUUUCACAAUAAAAGAUUCCUUUUGUA
Molecule: messenger RNA, 2605 nt
Organism: Colias croceus (clouded yellow)
Lineage: Eukaryota; Metazoa; Arthropoda; Insecta; Lepidoptera; Pieridae
Product: WD repeat domain phosphoinositide-interacting protein 4-like
Exons: 8
Coding region: 160-1131 (323 amino acids)
Biological process (GO): protein lipidation; autophagy of mitochondrion; nucleophagy
Cellular component (GO): cytosol; phagophore assembly site membrane; extrinsic component of membrane
Molecular function (GO): phosphatidylinositol-3-phosphate binding; phosphatidylinositol-3,5-bisphosphate binding; protein binding
Source: RefSeq, a predicted model, not a curated record